This is a messenger RNA of Conger conger (European conger), 2223 nucleotides long. RefSeq names its product myozenin 1a (gene myoz1a). The record is from RefSeq and is a predicted model, not a curated record. The coding region runs from base 241 to 1191 and encodes 316 amino acids. Gene Ontology annotation, molecular function: FATZ binding; telethonin binding; actin binding. NCBI's taxonomy places the organism in Eukaryota, Metazoa, Chordata, Actinopteri, Anguilliformes, Congridae. Gene Ontology annotation, cellular component: actin cytoskeleton; Z disc. The transcript has 6 exons.
GAAAGUAUUCGUCUCCUGAUAUCUCAGCUCUUUGCAUCAGCACUUUGGGCUGUGCAGGACAGUAUCCCCCCACCACGAUUUGCCAUCCGAACUCUGCCGGGAUUUCACACUCCCUGGGAUGUAGUGGCGAGGGUCAGAGCGAAAAAACCGGGAUUUGUAAACUCUGAUUUCCGUUAAUCCAAAGCUGCCGCUUUUUUCCCUGGUAUUUUAUUCCGCAGACAAGGAUCCCAGCUCGCCACCAUGCCACUGUCCGGAACACCUGCGCCCAACAAGAGGAAAAAGUCAUCCAGGCUCAUCACUGACCUUUCCCACAUCACACAGGAGGUGAAUGCCUCUGAGCAGCUGGGCACUGAACUGGACCUGGGGAGGAAGAUCGGCAUCCCCAAGGACAUCAUGCUGGAGGAGCUGUCCCUGCUGAAGAACAAGGGCUCCCUGAUGUUCAAGAUGAGGCAGCAGCGAGUGGAGAGGUUCAUCUACGAGAACAACCCCGACGUCUUCACCCCGGACUCCAUGGAUGAGCUCCAGAAGUACAGGAUGGGGGGGAAGGUGGACAUGGGGGGUCAUCUAAUCGGCGGGCGCAUGGUCGUGAGCGGGGGCUACGCUGGAAGUGGGAGCAAAGCGCCGAUCCCCCCUCCCAAACCUGGAAGCCUGUAUAAGGGGGUCAUCGUCGGGGGUGCGGGGGGGCACGCCGCAGGGCACGGCGGCAGCGGUGGUGGUGCAGGGGGCAAAGGUCAAGGUCAAGGUCAAGGCGGGGGAGCCCUGGAUGGCAGCGGAGCGCUCGGUGCGGGCGGGGCUGGGGGUGAUAAGGGAGCCGGGGGCGGCCUGGGCAAGAAGAUCGACUACGCGAGGACGUACACAUCGCCAUGGGAACGGGCCAUGAAAGGCAACGAGGAGCUGAUUGCCACCCUGAAGCCUCACAUGGCAGGGCCCGAGAUGCCACACGCACUGCGCAAGUAUAAGAGCUUCAACAGGUCUGCUAUGCCCUACGGCGGCUACGAGAAGGCCUCUCAGCUCAUGACCUUCCAGCUGCCGGAGGUGGACGUGGUGGAGCACGAGCCCACGGUCGUGUACCUGCACGACAACCGGCCCUCCUUCAACCGCACGCCCAUCGGCUGGAUUGGCAGCGGAGACACCAGCCACAUCCACGUGCAGAUGGAUGUGCCCUUCGACGGGGAGACGGACGAGCUGUGAAGACACACGCACUCACACACACACACACACACACACACACGCUCCGUCACGCACAGGCGCGCACGCAAACGGACACACACACACCCGCACGCACGUGUGCACAGACUCUCACACAUACACAGGCGCAGAUGCCUGUCCGUGCCCUAUGACUCACACUCAUACAUCAAACUCAUAAUAAGUCCCUGCGUUAUCUCCUCUGUCAGCAACCCCUGACUUCGGUUUCAAGUGGUGAAUUGUAUGUGAAUGAAUAGGGUGGGCAUCACAGUUUGCAGCUUCUCUAGAUUUGUUUGUAGGCUUCCUUUGAGCAUCUUUGACCAGGUGACUCAAGAGCAAAGUGUGUGAGGGAAGGACAUAAGCAAAAUAAAUUUCUAUUAAGAAAACCUGUGAGGAAAGACUGUUUACUGAACACAUACACACACACACACACACACACACACACAAACUGUGUUCCUAAGAGUGAUCGUAAGCUUGACCUCUGAGCAUCAUUACAAGAGAAAUCUUCCUUUCUUUUAUGCAUGUCUAACUUUAUUUCUGUUCUUGUUAAUGUCCUUUGUGUGAGACACUUCCCACACGUGAUGUGAUGCAGCGCAGUCUUUCUCCCUGGGCAGACUGUGCACUUGAAUUGUACCGGUAGCAAUGAGAAUGUUCUAGAAAUGAAAAGUACACAAAGAAUAGGUCUGUUCCGUUUGCUCUCUCUCCCCCCUUUUCUUUGUGUGUUGCACUUUAGAGGUGGACAAAAGAGUCCAUUUAAUUUAUACUUUUAGCAUUGCCUUAUGCGCAACCUGGUCUUGUCAACAAGUGUUAGUGUGCUCAGACUUACCCAUAAUACCCUGGUCUGUAGCUGCAGUCCAGUGCUUUGCAGAUAUUCAUCUGAGUCUUAGACUCGUCAGUAUGAACAUAUGACAAGCUCCUUCAUCUACUGCUAGGGCUACAAUGCACACCCUCUACUCAGGGGGUAUGAACAUGACACAUACCUGCUUCUUCCUUUUUAAUUCCUUCCACAAUGCAAUAAACCUUGUCAAGUGAACUGAA